AUGCCGCCAGAAAACAAGCAUGCUCCUGACCCCAACGAGCUAUGGCUGGUUCCCGACCCGGUCGAGCAAGACAGGUUCGAUUCAGGCAGACAGCCGGCCUUAAAAACCAAGCGUUCCCUACCAGUGAUGCGAAGCAGCAAGUCCCCUUGGCUUUCAGAAAUGAGCAAGAGAGCCAGUGCAUGCGACCACAGCAAUCCCGAGAAAAUGCGAAUGGAACUUGUCACUUGGAACGUUGGAGUAACGACGUACGCGAAAUGGAAAGGUGAGAAGCUGAAGGAGAUCGGCCCAGGCCCUAAACUUAUUCACUGUGGAACAUCAAGCAGAAGAAAGGGAGUUGGAGUGGUAUUGAAUGAAACGAUCAAACGCAGGGUAUUCCAAAUCAACCGAAUUAACGACAACACCAUGGGCGUUAAGCGGACCUUGAAGAGGAGAAAAACAUCUAUGACAUAGCA
Molecule: messenger RNA, 452 nt
Organism: Soboliphyme baturini
Lineage: Eukaryota; Metazoa; Nematoda; Enoplea; Dioctophymatida; Soboliphymatidae
Source: the annotation of a GenBank genome assembly